AUGGCCUCCAAUGCCGACCCGGAAAUUAUUCUUUACGACUUAGCUUGUAUCAAGAAUGCCUGCUUCUCCCCCGUUGUCUGGCGCAUCCGCCUGAUGCUCAACUACAAGCAAGUCCCUUAUAGGACGGUCUUUCUGGAGUUCCCGGACAUUGAGCCCACGCUCAAGGGACUCGGCCUCGUCCCAGGUGACGGGGCCAAGGACAAAUACACGGUCCCGGCCAUCCACCAUGUGCCGACCGACAAAUACAUCAUGGACUCGGCGCCCAUCUCCCGCUUCCUUGAGACAACGUACCCGGACCCUCCGGUCCCACUGGAGUCUGAGCUCGGCCGGGAAAUCGAGGCGCGCGCCCGCGCCAUCGUCGGCGCCACUAUGUGGAGGUCGUUGACGCCACGCGAGAUCAGGAUCCUGGCCCCGCGCGCAGCCGAGUACUUCCGGCGCACGCGCGAGGCCGCGAUUGGAAAGAAGCUUGAGGACUUGCUAGACCCGGACGCCGAGGAACAGUCGUGGGCGGCAGUGAACGAGAUCAUCGACGACGUGGGCAAGCUGAUGCGGACAAAUGCGGCUGAGGGCCCGUUUGUGUUGGGUGCACGGCCGAGCUAUACCGAUUUCUUCGUCGCGGGCGCGCUCCAGAGUGCGAGGAUGAUCGAUGAGGGAGUGUUUGACAGGCUGGUGAAGUAUCCUGGGUAUUCCGAUAUUUACUCGGCGUGUCUGCCUUAUAUGGCAAGGAAUGAUUAA
Diaporthe amygdali is the source of this 735-nucleotide messenger RNA. RefSeq lists its product as uncharacterized. Bases 1 to 735 code for a protein of 244 amino acids. The record is from RefSeq and is a predicted model, not a curated record. Lineage: Eukaryota; Fungi; Ascomycota; Sordariomycetes; Diaporthales; Diaporthaceae. The transcript is spliced from 2 exons.